AGACAUACUUUAUGGUAAUCUCUAUUUUAUUCACAUCCUCAAAUUGCAUCAUCGACUACAGACGAACAAGAUUUGUGCAAGAUGUCAGACCCAAAAUAUGCUAAUUUACCAGGGAUUGAUAUAAAUUCCCCUGAUGUAUAUGAAACAAGCGAUCUUCCUGAAGAUGAGCAGUCCAUGGUUAAAUCAACGGAGGAACUUGACAGUGAGAGUGUUGAGACCAUUCCCUUGGAUACAAAGGCUGCUUACAGCACCUUCAGAGGGAAAGGAGUGGCUACUUCUGGUAUAGAUUUUUCAGAUAGCAUUAGCAAACAGAGACGAUUGGGAUAUAUCUCUGACCAGACAGAAUAUGAAAUGGGUGAUGGUUCUGCAAAAGAAACUCUGAUGCAGAAAUACCAGAGACUUCAGCAUGAAAUACGAGAACUGUCUGAAGAAGUGAACAAGAUCAGGGAAGCAGUGAAAGAUGAGUCUGCAGCAGAAAAAAUGUCUCCUGUGGCAUUGGGAAAGAUGUUAGGCUACCUUCAGCACCAGUUGACAGAUCUUCAUUUAGAGAAACUUCUGGGGCCUGAGGCUUCAAUUGAUCUCUCCGACCCUCAGGGAGCAUUGCGGCAGCGUCUGCUGCAACAGCUGAAUGCUUAUGCACCAGGAGCUCAGAGUAAAGAAAAGUCUGCCAAAACUGCUAGCACACCAGGGAGUGAGGCUGAUUAUGUGACUUAUGAGCUUUAUUAUCGCCCUGAGCAGGCCCAAUUUAGCAAGAAUGCUCGUAUGGCAAACUUAGAAGAAAGGUUAGAGAGAUUAGAAAAUGCCAUUGGGCACAACUUUGAUAAAGUGACUGUUCUUACUGCUGACACUGAAAACAAAAGCUUGCUGGGUGCUGUGGCUGCUUUAAACUCUAAGCUGUCACUGCUAGAUCAAGCCAACAUUGACACGGUGGAAGCCAGGCUUCAAAGUGUUAUGCACAAGCUGUCACAAAUUGCUGAGAAAAAGAACAACUCUCAAGACAACCCAGAGAAGCAGCAGAAGAUUUUAGAACUCUUUGAGAUGGUGAAGAAAUUGGAAACAGUGGGUGAUUCCUUGCCACAUGUAGUUGAUAGAAUGGUGGCACUGAAAGAGCUGCAUGAGCAAGCGUUGCAGUUCAGUCAAGCUGUCACUUAUCUGGAUACUGCACAGCAAGAGGUAAAGACAACACUGGAUUCCUACAAUGACAUGAUGAAACAGCUUCAAACACGCUUCAAAGAAAACAUGGAUGGCAUCAAAGCAAACUUUGAGAGCCUUGACAAGAGGAUGCAAGCACUAAAAAAGUAGAUGAAGAGGAAACAAGCUGGCUUCUCGUGGAGCAAAAGUGCAAUGUUAUUCAUCCUGCUUUCAAUAGGGCCUGCAGCCUGCUUAGUGGAAACCAUCAUUUUGCAAGCAUUUAGAAUGGUCCAGGCUUGUGUAGCAUUCUUGUAAAUUCUUUUGCAUGCAUCAGUAUUGAAAGCUUCGUAAAUUAUAGUGUGGAAUCUGCAGGUGGGAAACACUUGAAAAACAGUAACAAGUUUAUGCUUAUGGGAAGUGACAGGGAUGGUGAAUGUAAAUCAGUAGUUAGUAGUAAUGUGCUUCAUUUUUAUUUCAUGGAUGAACAUUUCUGUGGAAAAAUUAUUACUUUUUUGUUAAAGAAAAUGAGUGUUAAAUGUAUUUCAAGUUAUUUGAGUUGUGGGCCCACCUGAACAAACCUUGUAUAAGAACUCUUUGAUACAUAGCAAGUGUUUUUGCAGAAUAAUUUCUUAACUUAUAUUUAUUUCAGUGACAGAUUUUCCACAUUCUGAAGUGUUUGCUUUCAUGUCUCAUGUAAAAUAUGUUUCAUCUUAUUGUAAAGAGACCUUCAGAAGAGGAUCUGACUUGGAGGGUGGAGGAAGAGUAAUAGUGAAAACAAUAAAUUUAGAGUACUUUUAAGACUUUUUUGGUGUCCAUUGCACUUGCUACCUAUAUUGGUGUGACCUAAUGAUGUAAAUAUGACACUGCACAAUUAAAACUGAAGAAAAAGUUGA
Pomacea canaliculata is the source of this 2024-nucleotide messenger RNA. RefSeq names its product dynactin subunit 2-like. The transcript is spliced from 13 exons. Gene Ontology annotation, cellular component: dynactin complex; centrosome; cytoplasm. The record is from RefSeq and is a predicted model, not a curated record. Lineage: Eukaryota; Metazoa; Mollusca; Gastropoda; Architaenioglossa; Ampullariidae. Gene Ontology annotation, biological process: mitotic spindle organization. The coding region runs from base 82 to 1302 and encodes 406 amino acids.